Molecule: messenger RNA, 2521 nt
Organism: Nelumbo nucifera (sacred lotus)
Lineage: Eukaryota; Viridiplantae; Streptophyta; Magnoliopsida; Proteales; Nelumbonaceae
Molecular function (GO): zinc ion binding
Source: RefSeq, a predicted model, not a curated record
UCUCUCUCUCUCUCCGGAUGUACCCAAACGAGGGGAUCGAGGGUUUCGAUCAAACCUGUUCUUCUCAAGCCAGGAACUGUAUUAUAAACUCAUUCCAUAAAUAAAAUAAUAAUAAGAAGAAGAAAUUUGUUGAUCCAAUCUGAUUUUACCGAAUCCCUUCUAAAUUUCCAAUUGGGCUGGGAUUUCUCUCUUGAAGUGGGAAUAAGAACAUCUCUGUCUCGAACUAGUUAUUCGGUUCUUCCUCGUCCGAUGACAGCCGCUUCACGAUGAGCAUUUAAAUGUCUUAUGGUGAAAGUGGCAGUAGCAGUGGCCCAAACAAGCUCUCCAAUUGUCAGAAUUGUGGUUGGUCUACUAUGAAGAGUUCUCAUUUUUUAGAAUUAACUCUGGAGGUUUUCUCUGAAAGGUUUAAUGCAAUAGUUAUGUGGGAGAAGUACAUGUUUUGAGAGUAUACACGAUAAAAAUGGCAUGACUGGAAGCUUUUAAGUUGCUGAAUAGUUGGAGCUUUUUAUUUUGGUAGUUUUAUGGCCAAUCAUUCUUUAAUUGUUUCUGAUCAACUAGUGGCUGACCAUUCAUUAGUCAUUGGACAAGAAUUCCCUGAUGUUGAAACCUGUAGAAGGACACUAAAAGAGAUUGCUAUUGCAUUGCAUUUUGAUCUUCGGAUAGUGAAAUCAGAUCGGAGCAGAUUCAUCGCCAAGUGCUCCAAGGAAGGAUGUCCAUGGCGUGUCCAUGUGGCAAAGCGUCCUGGUGUUUCAACCUUUUCAAUUAGAACCUUGCAUGGAAACCAUACUUGUGAAGGAGUUCGUAACCUCCAUCAUCAGCAAGCUUCAGUUGGUUGGGUUGCCAGAUCUGUAGAAGAACGGAUUCGGGAUAAUCCACAGUACAAACCCAAGGAAAUAUUGCAAGACAUUCGUGAACAACAUGGAGUUGCUGUUUCUUAUAUGCAAGCUUGGCGUGGAAAGGAACGCAGCAUGGCUGCAGUUCAUGGAACCUUUGAGGAAGGAUAUAGCCUUCUUCCUGUGUACUGUGAGCAAAUCAGAAGAACAAACCCAGGAAGUAUUGCAUUAGUGUUUGCUACUGGCCAAGAGAAUUGCUUCCAACGGCUCUUUAUUUCUUACAGAGCAUCAAUCUAUGGAUUUAUAAAUGCAUGCAGGCCACUAUUGGAACUUGACAGAGCACAUCUGAAAGGGAAGUACCUGGGUACUUUACUUUGUGCUGCAGCAAUUGAUGCUGAUGACGCAUUGUUUCCAUUGGCAUUUGCCAUAGUUGAUAUGGAGAGUGAUGAAAAUUGGAUGUGGUUCUUGUCGGAGUUGCGGAAACUUCUUGGAGUAAAUACUGAUAAUAUGCCCCGACUUACAAUAUUAUCAGAGAGAACAGAAGGCAUGGUAGAAGCAGUAGAAACACAUUUUCCAAGUGCUUGUCAUGGAUUUUGUCUGCGACAUGCGAGUGAAAAUUUCCGUGAUGAGUUUAAGAAUACAAAGUUGGUGAACAUAUUCUGGAAUGCUGUUUAUGCCCUCACUGCUGCUGAAUUUGAAGCCAAAAUCAAUGAGAUGGUAGAGAUUUCACCAGAUGUUAUGCAAUGGUUUCAGCGAUUUCCUCCUCAACUUUGGGCAGUAGCAUAUUUUGAAGGCGUACGCUAUGGUCAUUUUACCUUGGGUGUCACAGAGCUGUUGUACAACUGGGCCCUAGAAGGUCAUGAACUUCCUAUUGUACAGAUGAUGGAGCAUAUCCGUCAUCAGUUGACAUCUUGGUUCACUGAGCGACGUAACAUAGGCAUGACCUGGAACUCAAUUCUUGUACCAUCUGCUGAGAAGCGAAUUUUAGAAGCUAUUGCUGAUUCUCGUUGUUAUCAAGUGCUUCGUGCAAAUGAAGUGGAAUUUGAGAUUGUGUCUACUGAGCGGACAAACAUUGUGGAUAUACGUAGCCGGCAGUGUUCAUGUCGUCGAUGGCAGCUUUAUGGUUUACCAUGUGCACAUGCUGUUGCUGCUCUCAUAUCCUGUGGGCAAAAUGCUCAUCUAUUUGCUGAGCCUUGUUUCACAGUAGCAAGCUAUCGUGAAGCCUAUUCUCAAUUGAUAAAUCCUAUUCCAGACAAGAGUACCUGGAAAGAUCCUGGUGAGGGAACUGAGGGUGGAGGUGCCAAAGUUGAUAUCAUAAUCCGCCCACCCAGGACUCGUCGCCCACCUGGCCGACCUAAAAAGAAAGUUCUUCGGAUAGAGAGCUUUAAGCGCCCAAAGAGGGUUGUUCAAUGUGGCCGUUGCCAUAUGUUAGGACAUUCUCAAAAGAAAUGUACAAUGCGAGUUUGAUACUCUAUUUAGAAUUUGCUAUUUGGGGAAGUUUGUAUUCUUUUUUCUUACCAUUUCCCAAUGGCAAUAGAGUUAAUAGUGUGGUUUGUAAUUCUUAUAUUGUUUUAAUUAUUUCUUGUGGUUUAGGAUUUCUUCCAUUUGCAAGGUUCCAACUGCUUGUGAUCAUUGUCCUGGUGACAAUCUUUGUCUUUCAACUUUGCAACUGGAGCCGCCUCUGUUGC